Messenger RNA from Plodia interpunctella (Indianmeal moth), 3604 nucleotides. RefSeq lists its product as uncharacterized. Lineage: Eukaryota; Metazoa; Arthropoda; Insecta; Lepidoptera; Pyralidae. The transcript has 14 exons. Bases 90 to 1667 code for a protein of 525 amino acids. The record is from RefSeq and is a predicted model, not a curated record.
CAACAAUCAUUUAACUGUAUUCCAUAAAUCAACAUUAAGCCUUUAAACACAUUUAAAAGCAUAAUUUUAUCGCGAAUGGUUGGGUUUUUAUGAUGGCUGUGUUGUUUUUUGUUAAGUUAGCAUCGUGUCUAACUAUUUGUGCUGCUAGUUAUCAUGAACAAUAUAGAGUACCCCAAGCCCAGACAGACAAAUGGGAGUCGUAUAUAUACGAUGACAAGGAAUACAUAAUUCAGAACCUGCCCGUCAACUGGGAGAACGCAAAGAUUCUGUGCCGUGGUCAUCACAAUGGCACCCUAGCGAUUCUGGAUUCGAAGGACAAAGCUGACUUCAUGGCUGAGGCGCUUUCAGAGUCCCAGCUUUCCAUUGAGUCGAUCUGGGUGGGUGCUCGGCGUGGUUCAGCCGAAGAUCCAGCAGGUUACCGGUGGAGCCAGGGUGUGGAACUGAGACGAACUGCUGCUGACGUGCUGGUGGAGAGAGACGGCGAUGUUAUCAAACAUUAUCCUGUGUGGCUAAACAGGACUUUAGUGCCGGUGCCGGAGGCAGGCGCUGACUGCGUGGGCCUGGAACGAGUGUUCCACGACAAACCUGUCUUCGUGGACCUGCCCUGUUAUUUGGAGCGUGCCUUUGUGUGCGAGAGAGAAGCAAGAAUAGAGACGCGCGCGGUCGAGCGCAAAAUAGUGAGGUGCAGGAAUGGACUGUAUCGCUUGUAUGACGGUUUGAUGAAUUGGCACCAGGCGGCCGCUUACUGCCUCUUGAAUAGGAUGAGUUUGGCAAACAUUGGGUCUAUGAAGUGCCUCAAGAAACUGGGGAUGAGCAUGUUGAAGGUUCGGCCAAGCAUUGAGAACGCGUGGAUCGGCGCGCGCGGCGCGCUCGGCCGCUGGAGCUGGCUCGACUCCGGCCUCAGCGUCUUCCAGCCGCCGCCGCUGCUGGAUGUCGCCGCUGCUAUGUGGCCACCUUUGAGAGACAGGAACGACCUGAAGCAGAGCGGCUGCAUGCAGCUCGACCGCCACGCCGGCCGCGCGCCCGUCUUCCUCGAGGCUCGCUGCGAGAGGAGGAUGCACUUCAUAUGCUACCAGGAGAAAUACUUUUCUGCUGACGUGCCAAAUAAAAAUGGUCGCAAGGACUUUUCGGCAGCAGGCGCGACUGGGCUGCGUACGACAGAGCCGACGCCAAGCGACGACGUGUAUUACUACGUGUUGGUUAAACAAAAGUUCUACUGGCAACACGCUUACGAAAACUGCCAGAAACUCAACGGGACACUGGCUUUUAUUGAGAGUCACGAUGCACUGAUAUCGUUGUUGUUGCUGAUGGGCGAAAAUAAGGAUGAACCCAUAGGCCACAUCUGGAUAUCAGGUCGUCUGAACAUGACCAAGGACGCGACAGACACCGUCAGCUACACGUGGUACAACCCUAGCAACGGCAAACGGAUUUAUGACAGCGUACAUGCCGCUGACGCCGCCACGUUAGGACUUUACGUUCCGCCGUGGUUGGACGAUGACUUCUCCCUGGACAACUCCUGCCUGAACCUGGACAGGCAGGACCAUCUGAACGCGAUUGUCUAUGGUCUGCCGUGCGACACGCCACAGUACUCCAUUUGUAUGAUUGAAAAAGCAAAGGGACCUACCACUGUUGCGCCUCCGACGACUACAGAAGAAACAGCAGCGUGAGAACCAGUGAUUUAAAAGAAUAUUUUUUGUUUGAAUAUAAUAAGUAGGGAACAAUUUUUUGAUACAAUUUGUGAUGGUAUAUAGGAUAGAGGUAAUUAAGUAUUUAUUUAUUUAUUUUUGACGCGAUGUACAGUCAACAGCACAUCAAGCUACCCUGCAUGAACCUCUAUGGCGCGGUAAUAGCGGCGAGUUUGCAAUGAAAUUGGGUAGGUUGAUGUGCCGUUCACCGUACCUAUGUGAAUUGGGAGUAUUACUGCACAUUUAUCCCGCCAGAGUACAGCACUGUAAGUUAGGUACACAAAAGCUUUGCCGCCUUUUGCUAUGUCGAUUAAAACGCUUAUUUUAGAGUACUUUAUUAAUCCUUUCAUUAUGUAAGCAUUCGUUUAUGAAAAUAAACAAUACUGUAGCAUAUUCGGGUGCCGAAAUAUUGGGAUAAAUCGUUUUCCAUAAGAUAAAAAAACUUCGAAAACUAUGGGUUACGCCUCACCUUGUAAAAUUUUCGAGUAACCGGCGAGUAAACGGUCGAUAAGAAGCUCGGAACACUUUACACGUGAAGAUAAGUCUUCAAAUAUGUACUUCAUACACGUAAGAUCUUCAGUCAAAAUCAAGUUUUAUAUCAGUUUAUGACCACAGUUGACCUAAUACAGAAUUGUAAUACCUCGUAAUGCAGAACAUAACCUAAAAUAGUGUUAUUAUUUUCAGGAUAAUCCACUAAAUCCUUCCUUUUUCCUUUAAACUCGCACCACGAUUGCGUAGAAGUUAUUUUUGGUCGUAAUUCUGCAACAAUAUUGAAAAUUGGCGCAUUUUGCCUCCAUUGGCAUUGUUUGUGUACCUUAGUUGUACCAGUAGUGCCAUCUGCGCUGAGCUUUGCGUAAUAUGCCCUAUUAAAUGUACGUUACAACUACAAGCAUGGAAUUAGUAGGUUCUUGAACGAAGUACCUACCUACUAAUUCCAUGGUUACAAUUAGGGUCAUGAUUUUUUUAUUGAUACAUUGACAAAGCAUGACAAAUGAUUUAAAGAAUAUAUAGGAAAAUAUGGUUUGUAAUUCAUACAUACUUAAAUUAUUUUUUUGAGAAUAUUUUAAAACUAUUACAUUCAGCGUGCCAGAUUUUUUGUAAAACUGUAUUUAACCUAAAAACUAGCUUUUUCCCGCGUAAAUUUCUCUUUCACCUCUUAUUAGAUAUAGUCAUUUGGUAGGGGGUUGAUUUAAAAAAAAUAAAGUAUCGUACAUUUGAACGGGGUUCUUUAACUUCCUACAUACUUUCGCGUUUAUAAUAUUAAUUACUUUAUAUUUAAAUUGGGAACAUCAAAAAGGGAAAUAACAAUGUAUGUACUUAUAAUAUACAUUAUACUGUUUUUUCUUAAACUUGUCUAUGAAUGUACUUAGCUAUUUUAUAUCAUUUUUUAUUUUCUGAGUUAAGAUUAAAUAUUUUUUAUAUAAAUAAUAGCUAGAUAAGUUUAUAUUACAGAUCCCCCAUGAGGCUGACAUUGUCACACAAAGUGGACUCGAGCCUAGUCAAAAAAUUUAGAAGAAAAAAAAAAAUAUAAAUAAUGCAUGUCGACAGUUUUGCAUUUCAUAUUAUUGACAAAUAUAGACUUGUCUAAGGGUUUGUCCUUUAAUCACAUUAAAUGUUAAAAAACAUCAUGUGAUCAAUUGACAACCCCUAAUGUAAAGGGUGUAACAAAAUACUUAUAUUAUGGUACACUGGGUAGAUCCUUUAUGCAAAGUUUCAAGUUAAUAUCAACAUUUCUACAAAGUAAUCUGCAGUUGUGUCUGUAAUUAAUACACAAACCUCGAUAUUACCCAAAAAUUUACCUCUUAUCUUACCUCCUCAUAUAUUAUACAUAUAUGUAUAUAAGUAUUUUAUUACAUCCUGUAUAUUUUGUAAGGUAAUUAAUUUAGAAAUAAAUACAAUUUAUAAUCCAACUUUUUUUU